UCCACGGUGGGCAGUUCUACCGCUGCUCUUCCGGUGGAGACGUGGCUCUGUCCUGCUGCCAUAUUGACGCUAGCUAGCUAACAAUCACACAACUUGAAGUCAGCUGUACAUUCGCACCUUUCUAUUCCAGACUGACUAGAAAUCACCAAAUCAAGAAACACGAGAGACGGAAGAUCGUCGUUCCAUAGAGAGAGACCAAAAUGGUGCUGUUGGCAGCGGCGGUGUGCACCAAGGCCGGCAAGGCCAUCGUAUCGCGGCAGUUUGUGGAAAUGACCCGGACACGCAUUGAGGGUCUCCUGGCUGCAUUCCCUAAACUGAUGAACACGGGCAAGCAGCACACCUUUGUGGAAACAGACAGUGUUCGCUAUGUGUACCAGCCCUUGGAAAAACUCUACAUGGUCCUCAUCACCACCAAGAACAGCAACAUCCUGGAGGACCUGGAGACCCUCAGACUCUUCUCCCGCGUGAUCCCAGAAUACUGUCGUGUGCUAGAGGAGAGCGAAAUAUCAGAUCACUGUUUCGACCUGAUCUUUGCCUUCGAUGAGAUCGUUGCACUAGGCUACAGAGAGAACGUCAACCUGGCUCAGAUCCGCACCUUCACAGAGAUGGAUUCCCACGAGGAGAAGGUUUUCCGGGCUGUCAGAGAGACCCAGGAAAGAGAGGCUAAGGCAGAGAUGAGGAGAAAGGCCAAGGAGCUGCAGCAGGCCAGGAGGGACGCUGAGCGCUCUGGAAAGAAGGUGUCGACCUACGGAGGCUUCGGCAGCGCACCCGGCAUGACCAGCAUGUCCUCAGGGUCCAUCAUCACAGACACCAUCGUGGAGCCUGAGAAGCCCAAGAUCACACCAGCCACCGCCAGACAAAGUGGACCCAGCAAGGCUCUGAAACUGGGCGCUAAAGGGAAGGAGGUGGACAACUUUGUUGACAAGCUCAAGUCCGAGGGUGAAACCAUCAUGCCAACCUCAGGGAAGAGAGGCUCCGAUGUAUCUAAAGCUCUGCCGCCACCAGUCAAUGUGGAGGGCGUACAUCUGCGUGUGGAGGAGAAGAUCUCGCUGACCUGCGGCCGUGACGGCGGUCUUCAGAACAUGGAGCUGCUGGGCAUGGUCACGCUCCGAGUCACAGACGAGAAGAGCGGACGCAUCCGCCUCAUCAUCAACAACAACGACAACAAAGGGCUGCAGCUGCAAACACAUCCCAACGUGGACAAGAAGUUGUUCACAACUGACUCGGUGAUCGGCCUGAAGAACCCGGAGAAGUCCUUCCCUCUCAACAACGAUGUCGGUGUGCUCAAGUGGAGACUGCAGACCACAGACGAGGCCCUCAUACCUCUAACCAUAAACUGCUGGCCUUCAGAGAGCGCCACUGGCUGUGAUGUGAACAUCGAAUACGAGCUGCAGGAGGAGAGCCUCGAGCUCAACGACGUGGUCAUCAGCAUCCCUGUACCGUAAGUGCUGAUUUAUUAUAGAAAAAG
Molecule: messenger RNA, 1468 nt
Organism: Notothenia coriiceps (black rockcod)
Lineage: Eukaryota; Metazoa; Chordata; Actinopteri; Perciformes; Nototheniidae
Product: coatomer subunit delta
Exons: 8
Coding region: 201-1445 (414 amino acids)
Biological process (GO): retrograde vesicle-mediated transport, Golgi to endoplasmic reticulum; endoplasmic reticulum to Golgi vesicle-mediated transport; Golgi localization
Cellular component (GO): COPI vesicle coat
Source: RefSeq, a predicted model, not a curated record